AUGGCCACUGAUCCAACGACAACGACGGAUCCCAUCGCCGCCGACGGUCCCACCGCUGGCGAUGAAGGCUACGACACUGCAUCCUCCAACGCAGGCAGCACCUACGCCACAACCAUCAGUAGCUAUAUCCGCGAAGGCAUCGAGGAGAACGGCCGGCAAUAUGCCGCCUAUGGCAAACAUGCCUACGGCCUCCCCGUAGACGAGCGCGAGCAAGAGCGCAACGAUCUCCAACACGUGAAGUUUAACAUGCUCCUUGGCGACAAACUCUUCACCUCCCCAAUCGAACCCACGACCAUCCUCGACCUUGGCACCGGCAGCGGCAUCUGGCUUUCGACGUCGCCGACAGACGUCGAAGACGAAUGGCUGCUCAAGAAGGAUUCAUUCGACCUCAUUCACGCUCGUGAACUCCUGCUCAGUAUUCGAGACUACCCCAGAUUGUUCAAGCAGGCCCUCGACCACUUGAAGCCGGGAGGCUACCUAGAAGUCAACUCCUCCCUCGCCACACCGACCAGCGACGACGGAUCCCUACCCGAGGACGCCGCGCUGCUGCAGCUGCGGGAUAUGUUCUUUGCCAUGGGCGAGAAGAUGGGCACGCCAAUCGACUGCGUUAAACAGUUCAAGAAGCAGCUCGAGGUGGCCGGGUUCGUGGAUGUCGUGGAGAAUAUCAUCAAGAUGCCUCAGGGACCUUGGCCGAAGGACAAGCGACUCAAGAAGAUUGGUGCCUUCGAGAAUUACUCGCUGAGUACAGGGAUGGAGGCGUACCUGAUGAGGGGGUACACGGCGGUGAUGGGUGGAGAUCCAGACCAGUUGAGGGUGAUUAUGACGCAGGGAUUGAAGGAGUUGGCGGAUCCGAGCAUACAUAUGUAUGCGUAUUUGUGA
This is a messenger RNA of Cyphellophora attinorum, 879 nucleotides long. RefSeq lists its product as uncharacterized. The record is from RefSeq and is a predicted model, not a curated record. The coding region runs from base 1 to 879 and encodes 292 amino acids. NCBI's taxonomy places the organism in Eukaryota, Fungi, Ascomycota, Eurotiomycetes, Chaetothyriales, Cyphellophoraceae. The transcript has 2 exons. Gene Ontology annotation, molecular function: methyltransferase activity.